Peronospora matthiolae is the source of this 3024-nucleotide messenger RNA. Lineage: Eukaryota; Oomycota; Peronosporomycetes; Peronosporales; Peronosporaceae. The record is from the annotation of a GenBank genome assembly.
AUGCGGUCCAAGCCGAACAUGACCCUCGAGUCGUGGCUCUUUGGCGACGACAAGUCAAGCGACGAGGGGUCUACUGUCCCGAGCAGCCGCUCGCCGUUCAGUACUGGACGUCCGAGUCCGGUGUCCCACGCAGGUCUUCGAGACUCCAUGACGGACACGAGCGCUCUUCCCAAGCCGAUGGUGCCCGUGAGUGUAAAGUUGCGGCGGCUUUUCCGCCCCUCGAAAAUGCAGUGGAAGCGGCCAGGAGCAGGAACGGGACUGACUCGACUGGACAAGCAGCAGCAAGAACAGCUCCGAGGUAUCUGCUCGAUCGAGGGUUUCCAGCAGUUCCAGGACCACGUGCCGUUCACACUGCAGGAGAUUGUUAAAGACCCGAGGAAAUUGCCGUAUUUGCUGCAAUGGCUCUUGGUAGACGCCGACGUUUCGGAUCAUGUUGAAAGACGCGGCAAUUACCAUCAGGUGUUGCUGUUUCUCAUGGAAAUUGAACAGCUACAGACGGUUAAUGAGAGUAAACGACGUGAGCAGGCGCACAAGAUCUGGCUCAAGUAUAUUGACAAGACGUCCGAGUUUCAGAUUGCGACGACGCUCGAGCUCACGUCUGAUCUGGAGCAGCUUGUCAAGGACAAGAUUGAUGAGACGGACAGGGUUCACGACAGUUUCUUUCCGAUUCAAAAGCUGGCAUACAUGCGGCUGACCCACGAAGAAAUGCCAAGGUUCCUCAAAAGCGACGAGUAUCUCAAGAUGCUCAUUGACACGGAAGAUGGAUCGAGAAGAAUCUCAAUUGAAAAAGUGCUGCAGCAGCCGCGAGCAGCGCACUAUUUUCUUCUCUUCCUGAUGCAGACUCGACAGCAUUUCGAACUCUACUUUUGGCUACAUGUCGAGUACGUGCUCAAUCCUUUGCUGGAAGAAGCAAAUGACGCGUUGUUCUGGCAAUUAGCGCACGUACUCGUGGACAAGGCGCAGAAGGAUUCGCAGGCCAUCACACUUGCGACCAAAAAUGAUUUGUAUCUGGCGGUAGCCAGUCGUCGCCUUGACGAGAAACUCCAGCAGCCACAACCUGUGGCCAAAGCGCUAUUCGUCAAGGCACAACAAGAGAUUUUUACGAUGUUGCAAUCCUCGUGUUUUGGCCGGUUUAUCAAGAGCAAUCUUUACAAGGUGGCGCUACAGGACGCGCUCAUCCACUUCGAUCUUGUCGAGAAGUAUAAAGAUGGUUCGCCUACGAAGCUGUUGUCCCGAGCCUUUUCUCCGGUAGAGCACUCGAAGGUACACAUAAAUGCUGGCGGGUCUGAUGGUUCGGUUUGUAACGAAAAACGUAGCGACAACACGAUGAAAAAAGAAGAUAAGGAAGAGCGUAUCGAUAGCACGCCGGAUGUAGCAGACGACUCGGGCCAUGUGGACGCAAAAGACAGAGAAGGAGAGAGUCAGAGGGAUUCUGGCGAAAGUGAUGGCCGUGCUUUUGAUGAAGUUGAGCUAAACCUCGAAAGCAUCAUACGACUGACCAAGUUGCCCGAAGGCCUUCAAGUACACUACCGACCAAAUUACGAGCCUUCCAGCGCGAACGCAUCGAACCCUACAGACGUCAACUGCGGUAUCGAUGCCAUUUUGACGUUCGCGACAUUUGUAGAGAAACAAGAGGAGGGGAGCGCAGCUGCCACUUUGAUGCUUAUGCCUGUGUUGAACCCGAGCAGAGAUCGAAUGCAUCAUGACGAGUCGAUCGAUGACGUUUCAAGACGCAUCAAUACAUUUCUUGUGCCGAGCGGUCAAAUCCUCAUCAACGGGUCGGGAGGUAAACAGUGCCCGGCUGAUACGUUGUUCGCGUUUCAACAAAGUGGUCGGAAUGGCUUCUUGUUCGGCUCCGUCUACUUGACGUACGAAUCGAUGCGUGUAGGGUCACCAAACGAGGAGGUCUACGCUGCCAAGGGCUUUUGCUUGCUCUCCCACUUACCGCUUGUGACCUCUAUGAGAAGAUUGGUGGAAGAACACGUGCGAGCGGCACCGGACCGAUCCAGCGUUUUGGCACAUGACCGCUUGGUGUUGUUGUUCGAAAGCAGCCUCAAGUGGAAACACACGACUACUACUAGCAUCAAGACUCACACGUAUGUGCAUCCAGACAUGCGACGUCUAGCUCGUCGGCAUGACAGCGGCAUUGUGGGCCAACCUUUGACGUCGCUGGAAACUCAGGUGGACGUUCCAAUGGCGAUUCUGUUCGAGCAAUUUGGUACUGCUCUCGCUCUCCAAAUUCUCGCCAGCGCUGUACUUGAGUGCAGUGUCGUGGUGGUGGCGAGUCAGUAUUCACUGCUGACAAUAUGUGCCGAAGCUGUCCGGACCUUGCUCCGACCGUUCUCGUGGUGUCACGUGUAUGUGCCCGUGCUGCCGAAGCCAUUGCUCUCGUAUCUGCAGUGUCCGACGCCAAUUCUUGUGGGAGUGCAUAGCUCGUUUGCUCGGCGAUCCGACCUGCCAACGCGUGGCCUGUAUCUCGUCGCUGACGUUGAUCGCAAGAGUGUGGAAUAUGUUGGUGAUGAGUCAGUGUCUUGGCGGGGUCUGGGUCUGCUGAACGAUGUCGAAGAGGACACCAUCUUCUUACCCAAGUGCUUUGAAGAUGCGAAGCACGAGCUUGACAGGCUACUGUUCCCGCGCACAUUGAUGUACGAUGCGGUCGGUGGAUGUGACGAAGCGCCGCCCGACACAACGAACAGUUUCUUGCCUCAUGAACUUUCCCCAAAAACGAAAGCCGAGCAAGAGGAGCAGUUGCGUGGUAUAUGUUUUGACCUGUUUUCAGAGCUGUUGAGUGGUCACACGAACGCCUGUCUUGUCGUGGGUGACACAAAGGAGUCGGUUGUCAUCUUUGACGAGACUGAGUUUCUUGCUACUCGUGCUGAGGUGGAGUUGCCAUUUUACCGGAUGCUGCUGCGCACUCAGUGCUUCUCGGAAAUCGUUAGCGCGCACCGGAUAAACAUGAGCUCAAGAGAGAGGGGCUCAGAAGUUUCGAACACAGAUGAAGAUGUGCAGGAAGGAAUAAUUUAA